AACUUUUGAAUUCGCGAGGGUUACGUUUUCUGCUUCUAAACGUGGAACUAAACCCUGUCUCUCGGUAUCUCUCUCACCGUGAUUCGUAACAAACGCUGCAUCAUCAGAAUCGUUAUACGUCGCGGUGGCUCCAUUGGGGUUAGUUUCUUCCCUUCAAUCUCUCACCUUCAUGUUGAAAACAUUCAAAUCCCCAACCAAUGUGAGUAGGGUCACGCUAAUUCGCUUCAAAAUCCCUUUUUUCCCACUUUGCACAACUGCCCCGGGCAGCAAUUUGAAUGAUAAUGAAUGUGAGAGUAGUGAUGCUGAGACAGAAUGGGAGAGAUUGCUCAAACCCUUUGACCUCAAACAGCUUAGAAGGUCACUCGCCCCAAUUAGCCCUUUUCAGCUUUGUAAAUUGCUGGUGCUUCCUCUUGACAUUCCCACUUCAAUGGAGCUGUUUCAAAGGGCUGGUGCCCAAAAGGGGUAUUGCCACACCUUUGAUGCCUACUAUCUCUUAAUUGAUAAGCUUGGGGCUGUUGGGGACUUCAAAAUUGUUGAAAACUUGUUGAAGCAAAUGAAAGAUGAAGGAGUUGUGUUUAAGGAAUCACUCUUUAUUUUGAUCAUGAAGCAUUAUGGGAAGGCAGGGUUGCCUGGCCAGGCAACUAGGCUUUUGUUGGACAUGUGGGGUGUUUAUUCCUGUGACCCCACUUUUAAGUCCUAUAAUGUUGUGUUGCAGAUUCUUGUUGAUGGGAAUUGUCCUAGGGUGGCACCUAAUGUUUUUUAUGACAUGUUGAGUAGAGGUGUUUCUCCCACCGUGCAUACCUUUGGUUUGGUCAUGAAAGCCUUGUGUGUGGUUAAUGAAGUUGAUUCGGCUUGCUCGCUUCUCAGGGACAUGGCGAAGCACGGGUGUGUUCCAAAUUCGGUCAUUUAUCAGACCCUGAUUCAUGCUCUUUGUGAAAACAAUAGAGUGAGUGAAGCGAUGCGGCUUUUGGAGGACAUGUUUCUGAUGUGCUGUGAGCCUGAUGUUCAGACCUUCAAUGAUGUCAUCCGUGGCCUUUGCAGGGCUGGUCGGAUUCACGAGGCAGCAAAGUUGCUUGAUCGAAUGCUUCUUCGAGGUUUCGGCGCCGAUGCUCUCACUUAUGGAUAUUUAAUGCAUGGGUUGUGCAGAAUGGGGCAAGUUGAUGAAGCAAGGACCUUACUGAACAAAAUUCCCAGUCCCAACACUGUGCUCUAUAAUACAUUAAUCAAUGGAUAUGUUUCUAGUGGAAGGUUUGAAGAAGCCAAGGAUGUUCUGUACAAUAGCAUGGUAACUGCGGGUUAUGAACCUGAUGCUUACACGUUUAACAUAAUGAUAGAUGGACUAUGCAAGAAAGGGUAUUUGGUUUCGGCCCUUGAAUUUUUAUCUGAGGUGGUAGCAAAAGGCUUUGAGCCCAAUGUGAUCACGUACACCAUAUUGAUAAAUGGUUUCUGCAAGCAAGGCAGAUUAGAGGAAGUGGCUGAAAUUUUGAAUAGCAUGUCUGCCAAGGGUCUGAGUCUGACUACAGUAGGGUACAAUUGCUUGAUCUGUGCACUGUCAAAGGAUGGGAAGAUUAAAGAAGCUUUGCAACUGUUUUGCGAAAUGUCAACCAAAGGAUGUAAACCUGACAUUUAUACAUUUAAUUCUUUAAUACAUGGACUGUGCAUGAAUGAUAAGAUGGAACAGGCCUUGAGUUUGUAUCAUGACAUGUUCUUGGAGGGUGUCAUUGCUAACACAGUAACGUACAAUACGUUGAUUAGUGCUCUUCUUAUGAGAGAUUCAGUUCAACAAGCAUUUAAGCUUGUUGAUGAAAUGCUAUUUAGAGGGUGUCCUCUAGACAGUAUUACGUAUAAUGGCCUUAUUAAAGUUCUCUGUAAAACUGGGUCAGUUGAAAAAGGAUUGGGAUUGUUUGAAGAAAUGCUUGGGAAAGGAAUUUUUCCAACCAUUAUAACUUGCAAUAUUUUGAUCAGUGCCUUGUGUAAAACUGGAAAAGUAAAUGAUGCUCUUAAAUUUCUUCGGGAUAUGAUUCAUCGUGGUUUGACGCCAAAUAUAGUCAGUUAUAACUGCCUGAUCAAUGGUCUUUGUAAGAUGGGUCAUGUUCAAGAGGCACUAAACAUUUUUAAUAGGUUACAAGGUGAAGGAAUUUGUCCUGAUGAUAUUACAUAUAACACACUUAUCAGUAGACACUGUCAUGAGGAUAUGUUUAAUGAGGCGUGUCUGCUUUUAUAUAGAGGUGUAGAUAAUGGGUUCAUUCCCAAUGAAAUCACUUGGUCAAUACUGAUAAACUAUUUUGUAAAAAAAAUACCACGGGGAGCAAGACUUUCUAAGGAUUACAUGGUAGAAUUUGGAGCUUCUUCUUCUGAACACUUCCUGGUGGGGGUGAAUUUCAGGGUUGGUGGUUGGUUGUUCCCAUGGACUAGCUUGAAUUAUAGGGACAAGGGAAGUGGCGCGUUUGAGUUUGGGACAUUUGAUUUUCCAGAGGAGAAUGAAGCACCAACAGAUGUUGAAGAAACAUUUACAUUUGACAAUUUUACAGGGAGUUUGAGAGCAAUAUGUGGUCACAGACUUUCUACAUCUGGCAAUUCCUGCGAUAAUUAUGUGAGCCAAGAAGAGUUGGGAAGUUCCAGAAAUAGCAUGGCAUCAAUGGGGGAUUUUUCAAUAGUAGGACAUUCUUCCUUAAUCCAUGUGAGAAGCACCCUUCUUCUUCUUCUUCUUCUUGAUUUUGAGAUGAAUCGUGCACUGCUUCCGAAGCACGUUGCGGCGGUGGUGAAAGCCCAAAAGGACCCUCUGAAAGCGCUGGAAAUGUUCAACUCGGCGAAAAAGGAGUCUGGCUUCAAGCACACGCUGCUAACGUACAAGUGCAUGGUACAGAAGCUGGGCCAUCACGGCGAGUUCGAGAAGAUGGAGAAGGUGCUUUCGGAAAUGAGAGAGUGCGUCAACAACGCGCUUCUGGAAGGCGCGUACAUCGAGGCCAUGAAAAACUACGGUAGGAAGGGGAAGGUUCAGGAAGCAGUGGACACCUUCGAACGCAUGGACUUCUACAACUGCGACCCCUCCGUUCACUCCUACAACGCCAUCAUGAACAUUCUGGUGGAGUACGGUUACCAUGAGCAAGCCCACAAAGUGUACAUGAGGAUGAGGGACAGAGGGGUGGAAUCUGAUGUGUACACCUACACCGUAAGGAUCAAGUCCUUCUGCAGAACUUCCAGGCCUCACGCUGCUCUCAGACUCCUUCGUAACAUGCCUGAACUUGGGUGUGAUUCCAAUGCUGUCGCCUACUGCACUGUCGUUGCUGGGCUGUAUGAUUCUGGUGACCAUGCUCAUGCGCGUGUUCUGUUUGAUGAAAUGCUUGCGCGGUGUUUGUGUCCCGAUGUUGUCACGUUUAAUAAGCUUUUGCAUGUGCUUUGUAAAAAGGGUCUUGUUUCUGAAAGUGAGCAGCUUCUCGGCAAGGCUUUGAAGAGGGGAGUUUGUCCUAAUUUGUUCACCUUUAAUAUUUUUGUUCAAGGGCUUUGUAGGGAAGGGGCUGUUGACCGUGCUGUUAGGUUGUUGGAUAGUGUGUUGAGGGAGGGAUUGAGUCUUGAUGUCGUCACUUAUAAUAUAUUGAUAUGUGGUCUGUGUAGGAAUUCGUGGGUUGUGGAGGCAGAGGGUUACUUGCGGAAAAUGGUGAAUGAUGGAUUUGAGCCUGAUGCUUUUACUUAUAAUAGUAUUAUUGAUGGGUACUGCAAGAAGGGGAUGGUGCAAUGUGCGAAUAGGGUACUGAAGGAUGCAAUUUUUAGGGGUUUUAAACCUGAUGAGUUUACUUAUUGUUCCCUAAUUAAUGGGUUUUGCCGGGACGAUGAUCCUGAUCAAGCCAUGGCGGUCUUUAAGGAUGGACUGGGAAAAGGUUUGAGGCCGAGCGUUGUUGUUUACAAUACCUUGAUUAAAGGGUUGUCUCAGCAGGGUCUUAUUUUGCCAGCUUUGCAAUUGAUGAAUGAGAUGUCGGAAAAUGGUUGUCAACCCAAUAUAUGGACUUAUAAUUUAGUUAUAAAUGGCUUGUGCAAGAUGGGUUGUGUGUCUGAUGCUAAUCAUCUUGUAGAUGAUGCUAUUGCCAAAGGGUGCCUCCCGGACAUAUUUACCUAUAAUACUUUGAUCGAUGGCUAUUGUAAACAGAUGAAGUUAGACAAUGCAACUGAGGUAGUAAAUAGAAUGUGGAGUCUGGGCAUGACUCCCGAUGUUAUCACAUACAACACUUUGCUGAAUGGGCUUUGCAAGGCUGGAAAAUCUGAAGAAGUAAUGGAGAUUUUCAAAGCUAUGGAGGAGAAGGGAUGUGCUCCUAACAUAGUUACGUAUAACAUUAUUGUAGAGAGCCUUUGUAAAGCUAAGAAAGUAUUUGAAGCUGUAGAUUUGCUUGGGGAAAUGAAAAGCAAGGGUUUGAAACCUGAUGUUGUUAGUUUUGGCACAUUGAUCACUGGGUUCUGUAAGAUUGGGGAUCUAGAUGGUGCUUACAGGUUAUUUAGAAGGAUGGAGAAACAAUACGAUGUUUGCCAUACAACAGCAACAUAUAACAUCAUAGUCAGUGCAUUUUCUGAACAACUCAACAUGAAUAUGGCCAUGAAGCUCUUCUCUAAGAUGAAGGGCAAUGGCUGUGACCCAGACAACUAUACCUAUCGGGUUAUCAUAGAUGGCUUUUGCAAAAUGGGAAAUAUUUCUCUAGGAUACAAUUUUCUUUUGGAAAAUAUUGAAAAGGGGUUUAUACCGUCAUUGACAACAUUUGGACGGGUUUUAAAUUGUCUGUGUGCAGAGGACAAGGUUCCAGAAGCAGUUAGUAUCAUCCACUGUAUGUUACAAAAGGGCAUCAUUCCAAAUACUGUAAAUACAAUUUUUGAAGCUGAUAAAAAGGUGGUAGCGGCGCCUAAGAUUCUUGUAGAAGAUUUGUUGAAAAAGGGUCACAUAACUUAUCACACUUACGAACUACUCUAUGAUGGUAUUAGAGAUAAAAAGAUACCCAAGAAAAGACUCAAAACUGCGAAUUCUCUUCAUCAAGGGGCCAGGUGACCAGCUGUUGAUUUGAAGAUAAUAUCUUUUGAAAGUAAUCAUUCAUGACUCUGCCCAUGGAUAAUAUCUUUGGGAAGUAAUCAUUCAUGACCCUCUGCUCAGUUCUAACUUGCAAAGGUUGCCGCUUCAACCAACAGGGAAGUAGAUGCACAUAUUCCUAAUUACUCUAACUUACCACGGCAACUUAUCUGUUUGCUUGAAUAAGUGGCAGUGGAUAAAAUAAAUAGUUCAGAACUUCAGAUUAAAUCUACAUCUGGAACAUUUUUAUGGACUUGCACUCCGAACCUUUAAAUCAUGCAUCUUAAUGCUGAAGCAGAAGUAUAUGUGCAAGUGACUGCAACCUCUAAGUCCUGUACUUUUCUAUUAUUUGCCACCUUGAUCUAUUUUUAUUUUUAAUUUUUGUAGCAUAUGUUGACAUUAUUGAUUUUGUAGCAAGAGCAAAAGGUUUCUGCAUGCCGAAUUGAGCAAUCCCGGCAAACAACCAACCGAUACUCAUGCAAAGCAUUUUCCUCGAAGAGCUUCUGAAAAAGUCUUCCCCUCCUUAUGUAAGUCAUAUUAACUUAGUGAUAUUGUCUGUUAUAUGUUUCUUUAAUUUGUUUCUCAGGAUUACUCACAGCAGCCUCCUGCUCGAGAACUAAUAGCCAGAGAUGUUCAUGAUAAUGAAUGGAAAUUUGCACAUAUUUCAAGGGGUUGUGAACAAUGUGUGGCACAUAAAAUACUAUUUCCACUAGAAGUGCAAAUUGGGAAAGGUGUUGGUCCUUCUACUUCUGUCCCAGGUCACAAACUUUCUACCUCUGGCAACUCUUGUGAUAAUUAUGUGAGUCAACAAGAGUUGAGAAGUUCUAGAAAUGGCAUGGCAUCAAUGGAGUCUUUUCACUACUAGGACAUUCUCCCGUGUAAGGAAUGUUAGUUGAAAAAUUGUGGUGGUAGAAUUCUAUGCUACAAAGUUUAUUGUGUAUGAAUUUGUCCAGCAAUCUUGUACUUCACAUUAAUGGUUGAGAUAUAGUGAUUUUGCAAGGUCUUUAUAUAGAUCAACAGCAAAUGACUGUAAAUUAUAAUAGGUGACUUUGUUUCUGUAAUGGUUUGUUGCUUAUAGCAAGUAUUAAUUAUCAUCUCUUAUUUAGUUCUUGCAA
Messenger RNA from Vigna unguiculata (cowpea), 6162 nucleotides. Its product is annotated as Pentatricopeptide repeat (PPR) superfamily protein. Lineage: Eukaryota; Viridiplantae; Streptophyta; Magnoliopsida; Fabales; Fabaceae. Gene Ontology annotation, molecular function: protein binding. The record is from RefSeq and is a predicted model, not a curated record.